CGAUAAUCAACGGAGAUGGGCCUAUCGGCAAGGGGUUAACUCCGAUGAGUUGUCGACUACGCAAUUGACAUUACAGUACUAACGCCACGACGACUACUCGUAUAUAUUCAGGGUCAAUCGUCAUUCUCUGUUCUUCCGCAACGAUCGGUACUUUUCAAACUUCGCUAUAUGCGCUUCAGCAUCUCCCCAAGGGCGCUGCACAACAUCAAGCCAUCUCACGUCACCAAUCAUUUCACGUCAAGCAGGGGAAUAAUUACCUUUUCCAAGCUCGCUGCCAGCCAAAACACCGUUCCGAGCCCAGCUGUCCAAACUGAACCAAGACCACUCACAAACCCAUUCAUUCUUCAUAGCACCACGGAUCAAUCAACUCGUACAUUCUCCACAACAACUACAAUGUCGUCAGAAAAUAAAAUGGAAUACACGCGCCUCGGCAAGUCCGGCCUGAAAAUUUCAAAGGUCAUUCUGGGCGCCAUGUCCUUUGGCAGUCCGGACUGGCAAGGAUGGGUUUUGCCCGAGGAGGAAGCCCUGCCAUUGCUCGAGCAUGCGUAUAAGGUUGGACUGAACACUUGGGAUACUGCCGACGUCUACUCGAAUGGCAAGUCGGAGGAAAUUAUCGGCAAGGCGCUCAAGAAAUACUCAAUUCCGCGAAGCAAGGUCGUCAUUCUAUCAAAAUGUUACUUUGGUGUCGAUCCGACGGGCGCGCAGCCACCCAUCAGCGCCUCGUCCACCAACGACGGCGACAACGUCAAUCAAGUUGGCCUGUCGCGCAAACAUAUCUUUGACGCCGUCGACGCCAGCGUUCAGCGACUUGGCACUUACAUUGACGUACUCCAAAUUCACCGGCUCGAUCGCGACACCCCGCGUGAGGAAAUCAUGAAGGCUCUCAAUGAUGUCAUUGAGAGCGGAAAAGUCCGAUAUAUUGGUGCUUCAUCCAUGGCAGCGUGGGAAUUUCAGACUCUCCAGAACAUUGCCUCUAGACACGGAUGGCACCAAUUCAUCAGCAUGCAGAACUACUAUAACCUCUUAUACCGCGAAGAAGAGCGCGAAAUGAUCCCCUACUGCCGCGACACCGGGGUCGGAUGUAUCCCAUGGUCACCCAUUGCUCGUGGCGUCCUGACCCGUCCUUGGGCCACGCGCGACACGAAGCGCGAAAAGACGGACAACUUCCUCAAGACGCUCAUUCGCAGCCGCGAAAAUGACAUUGACAAGGCCAUUGUCGAUCGGGUAGAGCAAGUCGCCAAGAAACACGGCGUGUCCAUGGCCACUGUUGCUACCGCCUGGGUCCUUUCCAAGUCGGGCGUCAACCCCAUUAUUGGUCUCAGUAGCAAAGAGCGCAUCGACGAGGCCGUCAAGAAUGCAAAAUUCAAGCUGCCUGAUGAGGAUAUUCAAUUUUUGGAAGAAUCCUAUCUGCCUAAACCGGUAACGGGAUACUGAGGAAAUAGUAUUAAACUCUGUGACUAGAGGCAGUUUUUACGACAGCGGUAAUAUGCAGUAAUAUAACAAGCAAAAUUACACCUUCACGGCUUGAUUUAUCUCCCUAGCACGGAUGAAUAAUAUGAAGAUGUGCAGCAAGGAAUAUUGUAUUAUGUGAGUUAUUCAUGUGAUUUAAUCGUUCUAUCCUGUACGGCGGAAGGAGUUUAAUGAAUCAGCGAGG
This is a messenger RNA of Xylona heveae TC161, 1654 nucleotides long. Its product is annotated as aldo-keto reductase-like protein. Bases 169 to 1434 code for a protein of 421 amino acids. The record is from RefSeq and is a predicted model, not a curated record. NCBI's taxonomy places the organism in Eukaryota, Fungi, Ascomycota, Xylonomycetes, Xylonales, Xylonaceae. The transcript has 3 exons.